Messenger RNA from Agrilus planipennis (emerald ash borer), 863 nucleotides. RefSeq names its product acylpyruvase FAHD1, mitochondrial. Lineage: Eukaryota; Metazoa; Arthropoda; Insecta; Coleoptera; Buprestidae. The transcript has 4 exons. Gene Ontology annotation, cellular component: mitochondrion. The record is from RefSeq and is a predicted model, not a curated record. Gene Ontology annotation, molecular function: acetylpyruvate hydrolase activity. Bases 150 to 800 code for a protein of 216 amino acids.
GCACUUCAAGAAGAAUUAUGCAAUUACAAAAUAAUCAUAAAAAAUAAGAGAAAAACAUGUUUAUCUUCAUGAUAAGCACAACAAAAUAAACGUACUGUAUGGUUACAUAACAUAGACAAACUUUUCAGUCGCUUUAAUUUUCAAAAAUAAUGUCAUCACUACAAUUAAAAAAUUUCGUAAAAUGUGGAACAAAAAUUGUUUGUGCUGGCGCUAAUUACAGAACCGCUCCUAAUUUCAAAGAAAAGCCUGCAGAUCCAGUAAUAUUUAUAAAACCUGUUUCGUCAUAUAUUCUGGAAGGAGAAAAAAUAUGCAUUCCAGAAGAUUUUAAGGUGAAUCAAGAAGUGGAAUUGGGCGUGGUUAUUGGGAAAAAAUGCAAAAACGUUUCGCAAUCAAACGUAAUGGAUGUUAUAGGGGGUUACUGCAUUGCUCAAGACUUGACUGCAACAAACUUUCUGGAAAAAGCACGAGGUCAAGGUCUCCCAUGGUGUAUGGGAAAAGGUUUCGACACAGCAUGUCCCGUGAGCACAUUUAUACCCAAAGAAAAGAUACCUGAUCCUCACCAGAUUGAAAUAUGGUGUAAAGUCAACGGACAAGAACGUCAACGCGGCAACACUAAAGAUUUUGUUUUCACUAUUCCGGAGUUAAUAUCGUACAUAACACAGUAUAUGACUUUAGAACCUUACGAUUUAAUUCUGACUGGUUCGCCACCGAACAUGGGCCCCAUUAAACCAAGCGAUUUUAUUGAAAGUGGAAUUGAGGGUAUCGAUGAGUCGUAUUUCGGUGUAAAAGUAUACGGUUAAAAAGAAAGCUUCUUUGCCGAUUAUACAUUUUGUCGGAAAUAAUAAAUAUCAUUAAAAAAAAAA